UAUUAUUAUUAUUAUUAUUAUUAUUGGUUUUAUUAAUUUCUUUAUUUAAUUUAACUGUAACAUUUCCAAAUUGGAGGAUAUGCACUUUUCACUGGGAAUGAAAGGAGGGUGGUGAUUGGUGGUGUGACAGACAAAAACAAAACAAAACAAAAAAAUCAAAACAAAACAAAACAAAACAAAACAAAAGGUAACAAAUAGGUGUAUUGUGUCACAUUGAUCUUUUCAAAUCUUAUGUGAAAUAGGUACUAGCUUCUGGCUAUCUUUAACACCCCCAAAAUCUAAAUUAAACAUUGCUGAAAAUCAAUAAUGGCAUUGGUCAUUGGUCUGUUGUUGCUGAAAACUUGCAGUUUUUUGCUGUACACUUCAAGACUCCUUUUUAGAUUUGUUAAGGCAAUUUGAGAUUGCUACAAAUAAGUCUUUUAGGAUGCGGACACUCUACAACUUUCACCCUCAGCCCAUAGGAUUAGGUUUGUUUUGGCCUAAAAAUCAAAUUUGAUGGAAGGAAAAAAAUCACUAUGAAGCAAAGCAGCUCAAAAGUGUGGUGAGUCAACAUAAUGUCCAGUGCUGUAAAACAAUAUAUCUUGUGCCCCACUAAAACAUAUUUUUCACUCUUCCUGUUUUUUACUAAGCUAUAAUGUAACAUACUCAUUGAUGAAUGACUCACCAUCUUCCAACAUACAGUAACUCAUACCUGCCAGGCUGUAUGGACUUUAAUAUGAAAUGAUGCACUGGAUAUGUUAAAUGCAGGUUUUAAGAACACAACAUCUGUGCUGGUAUUCACACUCAAUCAGUAUAAAUAAUGUAGUGCCUUGCCUUUUAAUCAUUUAUACACAUACACAACCUACUGCGAAAAAGGCAGGUUAUCAAAAGAGAAAUGCAACAUAUCAUCUUAGCUCUGUGUGUAAGCGGCUCUGUUGUUGAUUAAGGCGAGCAAUACAUGAUUUUUUUUUUUCGGAAUACAACCUUUUUAUUUCCAAAUCCUGCAAAGUUAACAAAAUCAUUCAAGCAUUUUUGCACAGUUUAAAAUGAGUUUUCAUUUGUCCCACGGUCGAUGAAGGCAACACCCUAUCGCAGCAUCGGCGGACCUCAGGUGUCUGCUGGGCGGCCGCGCAGCGGAGCCAAUGGAGGAGAUAUAACACGGCGGCAUGGCGGACAGAGAGAAGCGGAAAGCCAGCACGCCGUCUGGCCGCAACAUCCAGGUGAAGUCUCCGGCUAGCUUCAGGUUGACCCAUGACAUUAGCCUGGAUGAGUUUGAAGAUGACGACCUGUCGGAGAUUACGGAGAUCACAGACGAGUGCGGGAUGAGCCUCAACUGCAAUGGCCCAGAUAUAAAGGGCCAUGUGAGGCGAGGAACCAAUAGCAUGUCGGGGAGGGCCGAGCUGGGCGCCGUCGGCCAGUUUCAGGCAGAGAUGCUGCAUUUGGAACUCAUCGACGGUGCUGACGGUUACCGUGGUGACAAAGAGUCCUCGAAGGCGUCUGCCAUCGCACCACCGCCAGUCAUCAAGGACCCCGCGGCACCUAGCACCAUGGAUACCUACCGGCCCAAGAGACCCACGACCCUUAACCUCUUCCCGAUUGUGCCGCGCACACAGGACACGCUAAACAACAACUCCUUUGGGAAGAAAUACAGCUGGCAGGAGAAGGUGUCAGGCUCCUCGUCGCCUCUUAAAACAGGUGAGCUCACCCCUCCGCGUGAGCACAGCUGCCUGAGCGACGAGGACAAGGUGCACGGCGGGGGGGCGCAGACCAAGGACCGCGGGACCUCCACCGACGCCCCCUGCAGGCACAGCCACACCUCCGGGCACUCGCACGGCUCAUCCACGGCGGCUGCGACGCGCUCUAAGCUUCAGGAAAAGCCGCCCGCGCCGCCGCCACCGCAGAACUAUACACCGGCUCCUCUUUACCCGGCGGGCAAGGCGGAUGGAGGCGGAAACCAACGGGAGAGGAUCCGCUACCACACGGACGUCCAUCUAGAGCCCACAGAGGAGAUCUACCUGACUCCGGUGCAGCGUUCGGCCGACCCCCUUGAGGCCCCAAGCGCACAGGACCGGCCUUUCCUCUCGCAGCAGACUGAGCAGGGCCGCAUGUCCAUCAGCUCCGACACAGAGGGCCCGCCUCCUUACCAGCCCCUCCCAGACCGGACAAACCCAUCCAUCUACGAGGAGGACGAGGUCUAUGUCCCCCCACCUUCAUAUGCUUCCUGUGUAGAGUCCCUCAUAACGCCGCCCAGCAUGGCUCUCUCGGCUCGCUCUUCCCUUGCGUUGGAUCUUAGCCUGAAGGGCGAGGGCACGGGGGCCGGGGUCAUGCUGAGAGCCGGAUCAUCGGUUGAGUACGUGGACGCCACGGACGAAAGCUACUGCGGGGAGGACGAGGAUGUGGACAGGAUAAUAAUGGACGGAAGGAUGAGGAAGGGGGGAGGAAAGGGGGACGGCGGUGGCAGCAGAGUUCCACCAAGGACUUCCAUGAGCUCGGAGGCCAGCGGCCUCUCGUAUGACUCAGUCAAAUACACGCUAGUGGUGGACGAGCACGCUCAGCUAGAACUGGUCAGUCUGCGGCAGUGUUACCAAGGCUACAGUGACGACAGCGACUCGGCCACCGUCUACGACAACUGCGUCUCUUCCCCCUACGAGUCGGCCAUCGGGGAGGAGUACGAGGAGGAAGAUGAGGAGGAGGACGAGGACGGCGCUCGGAUGGGAGGAGUGAGGAGAGAGGCCACUGCCUGUCUGUCCGAAGACUCCACUCCGGAGGUCGACCUGCACUUCUCCAAGAAGUUCCUCAACGUCUUCAUGAAUGGACGCUCUCGCUCCUCCAGCGCAGAGUCCUUCGGCCUUUACUCUUGCAUCAUAAAUGGGGAAGAGAAGGACCAGAGCCACCGAGCCGUCUACAGGUUUGUCCCCCGACAUGACGACGAGCUGGAGCUGGAGGUGGAUGAUCCGCUGCUGGUGGAGGUCCAGUCAGAGGAUUACUGGUACGAGGGCUACAACAUGCGAACUGGCGCCCGUGGAAUCUUCCCAGCCUACUACGCCACAGAGGUGACCAAGGACCCCGAGAGCUACAAAGUGAAGAGCAGUGAGUGGGUGGACAGGUACCGGCUGAAGUUCCUGGGCUCGGUCCAGGUGCCCUACCACAAAGGAAACGAUGUUCUGUGCGCAGCAAUGCAGAAGAUUGCCACCAACAGAAGGAUGACAGUCAAGUACAACCCGCCUUCCUCCUGCAUCCUGGAGAUCAGCGUGAAAGGCAUCAAGCUCUCAGUUCAGGAGGAUUAUUAUGCCUGCGACAGAAGUAACGAGUGCAAUCACUUCUUCCAGUUAAAGAACGUCUCCUUCUGCGGCUAUCACCCCAAAAACAGCAAGUAUUUUGGUUUCAUUACAAAGCACCCAGCAGACCAGAGAUUUGCCUGCCAUGUGUUUGUGUCUGAAAACUCCACAAAACCUCUUGCGGAGUCAGUAGGGAAAGCCUUCCAGUUGUACUAUAAAGAGUUUGUGGAGGUCUCGUGCCCUACAGAGGACAUCUACCUGGAAUGACCCUGCCCUGCCUUCAACCACAGCCCUGUACAGUACACUGUAUCAUAACAUAAUGUUGCAUGAAGGACAGACAUAUCUAAAAUAAUAAUUAAAAAGUUUUUAAAAAAAAAGAAAAAAUUAAAAAUUAACACAUCUGACAGGCAAGCGUGACAAGAAAGAUCAGGUACUGGAACUGUGGUGCAGCGAGAAGAGAUGGAAAUGAGCCAAAGCAGGAGCGCCUUGAGCAAGGAAAAUAUGCAAAAUGGAGUCAGUGAAGCGGCUGUACUCACAGGCUGCCCGUGGAAAGCACAAACACUGUACCACCGCAGCCUUGGCAGCGCUAGUUAGCCUGUAAGCAUCAUCCCGACUGAAAGCCCAGGAGCCGUACUGGACUGCACCAGCGUGUACUUGCACUUAUCAAAAGUAAACCAGUGGCUGGGAUUUGGAAAAACACAACGAGUCUGCUAUGACUUUAAAACAUGUGUAUAUUUACUAAAUAACAUCCUCACACUGAAAAUGUAUACAAGUAAACUAAAUCCACGUAGGAACAGUGUAUAUCGCCCUUUUAGCACACCGGAUAGGAUGGUGAUAUCCACCAGCAGUAACAAAAAAAAAAGUCCACCCUACGACAGCUAAACGUGGUGUUCUUUGCAUUUUGGGGUCCCUGUUAGACGUAUAUCGAUUCUCAACAAUUUCAUCGGCCGUCUGACAGCCGAAAAUGGAAUAGCCAUCCAAAAAAAAAAAAAAAACGUCAACACUAAAUCACAAAUAGCUCCUGGAAUGCACUCAACAUCACUCGGCCAUGACGGAAACACAGUAUGAGGGUGUACUAGCGUGGAUUUUUACUCUUAGACAUUUUAGCAGCUUCUAUUGGUCCCGUAGCGCUCAGCUAAACAACCCCCACCCUUUGCCCAGCAAACCCUUAGCCCGUAACUCCUGGUCUAAUGGGAGACACACUGCGCUUCUUUUCUGUGUGUUCUAACUAGGUAUAAAAUCAGUGACUCAGACGUUUAAUACCAGGAAGAAGAAGAAGAAGAAAAAAAAAAAACAUCUGGCUGUGGCUCUUCGACGGUACAAGACGAGUUCCAACAGACAAAAUCUCCUUCGUGUGGUGUUUUAGAAACUUGCUCCUUGUGGUUUUUUCCACAUCAGACAUAUAUGAAAUGCUCUCAGCGUGGCGGUGGUUACAUAAUAAAGGCUGAUCCUUGGUACACAGCAGGAUACAGGUGCUGACAGGGGAGCUAAAGUGAAACUCUGGUGUCUUCAUAUCUUCACUAGUAGUGCCUCUUUUUCAUCAGAUCAUUGUGACCUUCCUCGGUGGACAUUGUCACGACAUUUUGAGGGAUUGCCAUUUGAGUGCGUGUUGAGUUGAAGAGUUUGAAUGCGAAUAGUGAUGUAGGAAUGUGUUUGAUGUGACUUGCGAAAUGAGCUGUACUGUACCUGUGCUGUCAGAGGUUCAUCAGUUUCAGCACGGCCAACACAGAGCUUUAUGUCUACCGAGUAUACGCCAGGGACGCACAAUGUCGGGUUUCUACCUGUAUUUUUCUACUCAUUUUGGCUGAUUGGAACUGCCGAUACGGAUAUAGGCACUUACUGCAUUUUCCACCUAAUUGCAGAGAUGUUGUGGAAUUGCUUCAUUAAUCCAACGGCCCACUAGCAGAUACAGUAAUCCUUCAAAGGUAGGCCUACACGGUUGGUUGAACUCAUUUGCUCGUUGUUCAUCACCGUCAGCUGCUCCUCCGCCUUCCUCUAAAUAUAUGUACAGUUACGACAUCUCUGCGGUUUCCAGAAACAUAGCCCUUGCUUACGUUUAGCCUGGCGAUUGAGUCACGCUAUUGUGCCCUUAUCAUCACACAUUUUCUCAAAACUAAGAAACUAAGAAUCUGCAUCAGUGAAAUGAAGCUAGUGGGACCAGUCACCCCAAAAGUGUUGCACCGUAUCACCCCAGACCAACCCGAUACGCUGGCGAAUGAUCAUUACACAAAACCAAAGGACUGCCAAAUCUUCGUUUGAACCACCCUGAGUCCAGCACAGGUACAGCACGGCUGUUCUGCAGUGAAAGAAAGACAAGUGUGCUUCCUACAUCAUGUGUCACUAACACUGAUUUGUAACAGUAACGAACUAUUUUAUGUGAUUAUAUUCAACAGAAAAUAAUAUGUCUGUAAAUGGAAGAUUAUUAUAAGGAUGAGAAAAUUGUUGAUUCAGGCAUCUCACCAGUCCCCCAAGGUUUGUUCCUUUAAAAAAAAAAAAAAAAAAAUGUAUCUCUCACGAGACGGUCGUCCGCUGUCGCUGAUCAAAGCCAUCGUGUUCACAUCAAGAGAUCAACACUGACUUUUAUAUGAGUUCACUUCUCAAGAGCCAAUCAGGCAGACAGGAGCAAAAUGUAAAGUAAUGGAGUCUAUACAAAGGGUGUAUAGAUAUGCCAUAUAUAAAUAAAUAAUUUAAUAUCUGUAAUUAUAAAUAUGACACUGUAUUGACUGAACUUGUAGUAUGUGAAAUUUCUCUUUAUUUUGGACCUUUUUUAGGUGUGAAUUAUUCUUUAUUUAAAAAUUUUAAUGCAGA
Acanthopagrus latus (yellowfin seabream) is the source of this 6065-nucleotide messenger RNA. RefSeq names its product mitogen-activated protein kinase 8 interacting protein 1b (gene mapk8ip1b). Gene Ontology annotation, molecular function: protein binding. The record is from RefSeq and is a predicted model, not a curated record. Gene Ontology annotation, biological process: regulation of JNK cascade. Lineage: Eukaryota; Metazoa; Chordata; Actinopteri; Spariformes; Sparidae. The transcript has 12 exons. Gene Ontology annotation, cellular component: cytoplasm. Bases 1146 to 3524 code for a protein of 792 amino acids.